UUCUUUCUCCUUCUUCCCCACUUCAACCCGUUGCUCCUCUCUCCCCUCAUUCGGUCCUCACACUCUUCAUUUCUUUCCGUUGCAAGCUUCAAUUCCUCCACCCGCCGCCGAACCAAGCCCCUGGCCAGCGCCGAUAACGCCGAUUGAUCUCUUCGUUCUCCGCCCCUAUCUCUCUGCUAUCUCAUUUUUCCUCUAUUCUGUCUCUCAAUCUUUCUCCGUCUCAAACACCAAGACCCAUGAUCGCCGAUCGUGGUUGGGUUCGGUGCCGAAACGGUUUGUAAUAAUUUAGGCCCAGCCCAUGGCGAUUCCUACUUGAGUUUUCUUCCCCAAAACCAAAAUUCAUUCCUUGUUCCUGUUCAAGUAAGGUCGUAAAAUUCAUUCCUUCCUUGUUGUUUGUUUGUUUUGGUCGGUCAUCGAGCUUCAUUCAAACAUGGCUUCGAAGCUCGUCAGGCAUAGCCAUCUCCGAGCCCUAAGCUCCUCCAUCUCCAUCAACAACCACAUUCACUCUCCUCACUUCUCUAACCCUAACCGAGCUCCCCUCAGCUUCAGCUAUAGGCUCUUCUCCAAUGCCUCCUCUUCUUCUUCCUCUACUGGAGGAUUCCAACGGUCUUCCUCUUUGAAAGACCUCGAGCUCGCUAAAUUCGCCUCCAUUGCUGAAACCUGGUGGGAUUCUGAAGGGCCAUUUAAGCCAUUGCAUGUGAUGAAUCCUACAAGACUUGCUUUCAUUCGCUCCACUCUUUGUCGACAUUUCCGUAAGGAUCCUAACAGUGCUAGGCCUUUUGAAGGGCUUAAAAUAGUUGAUGUUGGUUGUGGCGGUGGAAUUCUCUCAGAGCCAUUAGCUCGAAUGGGAGCUACUGUAACAGGAGUUGAUGCUGUGGAGAAAAAUAUCAAGAUUGCGCGCAUUCAUGCUGAUUUGGAUCCAGUGGCUUCAACUAUUGAGUACUGUUGCACAACAGCUGAAAAGCUAGUAGAGGAAGACAGGAAGUUUGAUGCUGUGAUUGCUCUAGAAGUAAUUGAGCACGUAGCAAAUCCUGCUGAAUUCUGCAAGUCUCUGGCAGCAUUAACUGUUCCUGAUGGAGCUACUAUAAUUUCAACAAUUAACCGUUCUAUGAGAUCAUAUGCAACUGCCAUUGUUGCAGCAGAGUACCUCCUCCAUUGGCUUCCUAAAGGUACACAUGAAUGGUCAAGUUUUCUCACUCCUGAAGAACUAGUCCUGAUCCUUCAACGUGCCAAUAUAACUGUCAGGGAAAUGGCUGGAUUUGUUUACAACCCCUUGACUGGAAGAUGGUCUCUAUCUGAUGAUAUUAGUGUAAAUUUCAUUGCUUUUGGUACAAAAAACUGCCAAUAGAUAAGAAUAUACCAUUAUAAUUUUCCUAGUUUGUUCUCUUCCUUCUUUUUUGGUUUUUUGUUUUGGUUUUGGUGGGGGAUUGGAUGAAAUUUUUGUACUUGUUCAUAUAAAUAAUGAUGGGUAGAUCCAACACAUUUAUGACAAAUAUUGAUUUUUAUAUGGGCCAUUAUUUUA
Molecule: messenger RNA, 1522 nt
Organism: Quercus lobata
Lineage: Eukaryota; Viridiplantae; Streptophyta; Magnoliopsida; Fagales; Fagaceae
Product: ubiquinone biosynthesis O-methyltransferase, mitochondrial-like
Exons: 9
Coding region: 431-1348 (305 amino acids)
Biological process (GO): ubiquinone biosynthetic process
Cellular component (GO): mitochondrion
Molecular function (GO): 3-demethylubiquinol 3-O-methyltransferase activity; polyprenyldihydroxybenzoate methyltransferase activity
Source: RefSeq, a predicted model, not a curated record